Messenger RNA from Spodoptera littoralis (African cotton leafworm), 1398 nucleotides. Lineage: Eukaryota; Metazoa; Arthropoda; Insecta; Lepidoptera; Noctuidae. The record is from the annotation of a GenBank genome assembly.
AUGGAAGCUACGAACUUAGCACUCUCGCCGCGGGACACUCUCAAACCAAGAUCCGAACACAAAGCUUUGCAAUUAAGUGGCAAACCUAAUCAGGUCGGCACGGUACUUCUGUACGGGGUACCAAUAGUUUCCCUGGUGAUAGAAGGGAAUGAGCGGCUUUGUCUGGCUCAGAUAUCGAACACAUUACUGAAGCAGUUCUCGUACAAUGAGAUACACAACCGGCGAGUAGCUCUGGGCAUCACUUGUGUACAAUGUACUCCUGUACAGCUGGAGAUUCUGAGAAGAGCUGGUGCCAUGCCCGUGUCUUCUCGACGAUGUGGUAUGAUAACGAGGAGGGAAGCAGAGCGACUUUGUAAAUCAUUUCUUGGAGACAAUGCUCCUCCUAGACUACCGGACGAUUUCGCAUUCGCUGUCCAUCAUGAAUGUGCUUGGGGAUGCCGCGGCGCAUUCUUACCGGCCAGGUACAAUUCUUCUCGAGCGAAAUGCAUCAAAUGUGCAUACUGUGGUCUCUUCUUCUCACCAAACAAGUUCAUAUUUCAUUCCCACCGAGUUGGACCCGGUGACAAGUACAUACAGCCUGAUGCAGCCAACUUCAACUCUUGGAGACGGCACAUGAAGCUCAGUGGUACACCUCCCGAAGAAGUGGUUCAUGCUUGGGAAGAUGUAAAGGCUAUGUUCAACGGGGGAACGAGAAAAAGGAUGCUGUCGGCUGCUAGAAGAGUGCCUUUCCGCAGGCCUGAGUCAGAGGGCAGCAGUGAGGCCAAGAGACCGGCGGCCAGUCCUCCCAGUGCGCACGCACCUGUCCCUCGUCUGGCCGACUAUGUCUGGGGGGCUAGAUUACCACUGCCGUACGCCAUACCUUGGCUCAAACCAACUUUAUGGACUCCUGGUGCUCUAACAGCAUUGAGCAGUGUGAACUCAAUAGAGGAGCCCCGAGCUUUCCGUCCAGUGAGGGGGCAUCGACUAGAGUCGCCACAACUCUCCCCUGUUAUGUCUCCACCAAGGUCACCAAACAGGUCGCCAGUACUGUCGUCGCCAUUAAGGUCGUCACACACUAGAUCGCCGCUGCGUUCCCCGCCGCCAUCGUCUCCAGCGCGCUCACCAAAGAGUGACAGAGAUAGUGAUGAGAGCGUCGACAUCGAAACUACGGAGGAAGACCAGCCUAGAGAUGUGGUAUGCACUUGGCCAUGCAACAGCGCACCAACUUCUCGCCCUGAUGAGAAUUGCUGGAGUGGUCUAGUGCCCAAAGUGGAGAGGGAUGAGGAAGCAAGGGUCGAACCCUGGAGGCUGCCUGACUUGCGACCCUCACUGCAUUAUAUGCACGACAGAGAUCGAGACUGCGUGGCGUGUGUAGCGCCCCUACCUCUGUUGCCUCCGCCCGCGCCCGCGCCUCAUUAG